Messenger RNA from Camelus dromedarius (Arabian camel), 9106 nucleotides. It is a transcript of the gene NCOR2, whose product is annotated as nuclear receptor corepressor 2. Gene Ontology annotation, biological process: negative regulation of transcription by RNA polymerase II. The coding region runs from base 346 to 8121 and encodes 2591 amino acids. The record is from RefSeq and is a predicted model, not a curated record. NCBI's taxonomy places the organism in Eukaryota, Metazoa, Chordata, Mammalia, Artiodactyla, Camelidae. The transcript has 49 exons. Gene Ontology annotation, cellular component: chromatin. Gene Ontology annotation, molecular function: transcription corepressor activity.
GCGCCAAGUUGCGGGCCGGGGGCCCGGGGCUGGCGCCCUAGAAGGCGGCGGCGGGAGGAUCGCGCCCCGGCUGGAGGCCGGGCCUGCUGCGCGCCCCCAGCCCGAUCGGCACCGCCACUUGCCUGAGCACCCGGGCGGCCCGAGCGCGCCCCGAGCCCGGGAGCCGCCGCCGCCACCUCUGUGAGGCCCCCCAGAGGUUUUGAGGACACGGCGUUGCUGGUGGCGGCUUCUGGUGCCUGUGACAAGGUGGCCCACGAGCAGAUGACGAAGACUGGCUUUUAAUCUUUGGAGACCAUCGAGAGGGAGCUCAUAGGGGCCCAAGAGUCCCCCCGGACGCCCGCCACCAUGUCGGGGUCCACACAGCCAGUGGCACAGACGUGGAGGGCCGCCGAGCCCCGCUACCCGCCCCACAGCAUCCCUUACCCCGUGCAGAUCGCCCGACCGCACACAGACGUCGGGCUGCUCGAGUACCAGCAUCACCCUCGUGACUACACCUCACACCUGUCGCCGGGCUCCAUCAUCCAGCCCCAGCGGAGGAGGCCCUCCCUGCUGUCCGAAUUUCAGCCUGGGAAUGAAAGGUCCCAGGAGCUUCACCUGCGACCCGAGCCCCACUCGUACCUGCCCGAGCUGGGCAAGUCGGAGAUGGAGUUCCUUGAGAGCAAGCGCCCUCGCCUGGAGCUGCUGCCCGACCCCCUGCUGCGGCCCUCGCCCCUGCUGGCCGCUGGCCAGCCCGGAGGCUCCGAGGACCUGUCCAAGGACCGCAGCCUGACAGGCAAGCUGGAGCCGGUGUCUCCUCCCAGCCCCCCCCACGCUGACCCUGAACUGGAGCUGGUACCUCCCCGGCUGUCCAAGGAGGAGCUGAUCCAGAACAUGGACCGGGUGGACCGCGAGAUCACCAUGGUGGAGCAGCAGAUCUCCAAGCUGAAGAAGAAGCAGCAACAGCUGGAGGAGGAGGCCGCCAAGCCGCCCGAGCCGGAGAAGCCCGUGUCGCCACCGCCCAUCGAGUCGAAGCAUCGCAGCCUGGUGCAGAUCAUCUACGACGAGAACCGGAAGAAGGCUGAGGCUGCACAUCGGAUUCUGGAAGGCCUGGGGCCCCAGGUGGAGCUGCCACUGUACAACCAGCCCUCCGACACUCGGCAGUAUCAUGAGAACAUCAAAAUAAACCAGGCGAUGCGGAAAAAGUUAAUCUUGUAUUUCAAGAGGAGGAAUCACGCCCGGAAACAAUGGGAGCAGAAGUUCUGCCAGCGCUAUGACCAGCUCAUGGAGGCCUGGGAGAAGAAGGUGGAGCGCAUCGAGAACAACCCCCGGCGGCGGGCCAAGGAAAGCAAGGUGCGCGAGUACUACGAGAAGCAGUUCCCCGAGAUCCGCAAGCAGCGGGAGCUGCAGGAGCGCAUGCAGAGCAGGGUGGGCCAGCGGGGCAGUGGGCUCUCCAUGUCGGCUGCCCGCAGCGAACACGAGGUGUCUGAGAUCAUUGACGGCCUCUCGGAGCAGGAGAACCUGGAGAAGCAGAUGCGCCAGCUGGCCGUGAUCCCGCCCAUGCUGUACGACGCCGACCAGCAGCGCAUCAAGUUCAUCAACAUGAACGGGCUGAUGGACGACCCCAUGAAGGUGUACAAAGAUCGGCAGGUCAUGAACAUGUGGAGCGAGCAGGAAAAGGAGACCUUCCGGGAGAAGUUCAUGCAGCACCCCAAGAACUUCGGCCUGAUUGCAUCGUUCCUGGAGAGGAAGACUGUGGCUGAGUGUGUCCUCUAUUACUACUUGACCAAGAAGAAUGAGAACUACAAGAGCCUGGUGAGGCGGAGCUACCGGCGCCGUGGGAAGAGCCAGCAGCAGCAGCAGCAGAUGCCCCGCAGCACCCAGGAGGAGAAGGAGGAGAAGGAGAAGGAGAAGGAGGCGGAGAAGGAGGAGGAGAAGCCGGACGUGGAGAAUGACAAGGAGGAGCUGAUCAAGGAGAAGACAGAUGACACCUCUGGGGAAGACAAUGACGAGAAGGAGGCAGUGGCCUCCAAAGGCCGCAAAACCGCCAACAGCCAGGGGAGACGCAAAGGCCGCAUCACUCGCUCCAUGGCCAACGAGGCCAACUGCGAGGAGGCUGUCACCCCGCAGCAGAGUGCUGAGCUGGCUUCCAUGGAGAUGAACGAGAGUUCUCGCUGGACCGAAGAAGAGAUGGAAACAGCCAAGAAAGGUCUCCUGGAACACGGCCGGAACUGGUCGGCCAUCGCCCGGAUGGUGGGCUCCAAGACGGUGUCCCAGUGUAAGAACUUCUACUUCAACUACAAGAAGAGGCAGAACCUGGAUGAGAUCCUGCAGCAGCACAAGCUGAAGAUGGAGAAGGAGAGGAAUGCACGGAGGAAGAAGAAGAAAGCCCCGGCCGCUGCCAGCGAGGAGGCCGCCUUCCCGCCCGUGGUGGAGGAUGAGGAGAUGGAGGCGUCGGGCGUGAGCGGGAACGAGGAGGAGAUGGCGGAGGAGGCAGAAGCCUUACACGCCUCUGGGAACGAGGUACCCAGAGGGGAAUGCAGUGGCCCAGCCACCGUCAACAACAGCUCCGACACCGAAAGCAUCCCGUCGCCCCGCACUGAGGCCGCCAAAGACACGGGACAGAAUGGGCCCAAGCCCCCGCCCAACCCGGGAGCUGGUGGGCCGCCUCCUGAGCCUCCCAGCCCUCCGCCCGAGGAGGCCCCUGCCCCCACCGAGCCCGCCCCGGCCCCCGAAGCCGCUGGCCCACCCACGCCCCCAGCGGCACCCGCAUCGCCCGCCGCACCCCCUCCUGUGGUCCCCAAGGAGGAGAAGGAGGAAGAGCCCGCCGCCCCCUCGGCCGAGGAGGGUGAGGAGCAGAAGCCCCCUGCGGCCCAGGAGCUGUCCGCAGAGGUGGGCGCGGGCAAGACGGAGGAGCCGGGCGAGGCGCCCCCCGGGGAGCCUGUCAAGAGCGAGUGCAAGGAGGAGGCGGCUGAGGAGGGGCCGGACAGAGUCAAGGGGGCCGCAGAGGCCGGCACCGAGGCUGCGCCUGAGGGGGCGCUCAAGGCGGAGAAGAAGGAGGGCAGCGGCCCCGGGGGCAAAGGCGCCGCAGCCAAGGGCCCUGGCGCCCCCCAGGACAGUGACUCCAGUGCCACCUGCAGCGCCGAUGAGGUGGACGAGCCUGAGGGCGGCGACAAGAACAGGCUGCUGUCGCCACGGCCCAGCCUCCUCACCCCCACCAGCGACGCCAGGACCAAUGCCUCGCCCCAGAAGCCACUGGACUUGAAGCAGCUGAAGCAGCGGGCAGCUGCCAUCCCCCCGAUUCAGGUCACCAAAGUCCACGAGCCCCCCCGGGAGGACACGGCGCCCCCGAAGCCAGCCCCCCCCGCCCCACCGCCACCGCAGCACCUGCAGCCGGAGAGCAGCACCUCCCAGCAGCCCACCAACAGCCCUCGAGGCAAGAGUAGGAGUCCUGUGCCUCCUGCCGAGAAGGAGGCAGAGAAGCCCGUAUUCUUCCCAGCCUUUGCGGCUGAGGGCCAGAAGCUGCCCACGGAUCCCUCGUGCUGGACAUCUGGCCUGCCCUUCCCCGUGCCCCCUCGCGAGGUGAUCAAGGCUUCCCCGCACGCCCCUGACCCCUUGGCCUUCUCCUACACCCCGCCCGGUCACCCGCUGCCCCUGGGCCUCCAUGACGGCGCCCGGCCUGUGCUGCCACGCCCACCCACCAUCUCCAACCCGCCACCCCUCAUCUCCUCUGCCAAGCACCCCAGUGUCCUCGAGAGGCAAAUGGGUGCCAUCUCCCAGGGAAUGUCGGUGCAGCUCCACGUCCCGUACUCAGAGCACGCCAAGGCCCCCGUGGGCCCCAUCACCAUGGGGCUUCCCCUCACCAUGGACCCCAAGAAACUGGCGCCCUUCAGUGGAGUGAAGCAGGAGCAGCUGUCCCCACGGGGCCAGGCUGGGCCACCGGAGAGCCUGGGGGUACCCACGGCCCAGGAGACGUCCGUGCUGAGAGGAACGUCUCUGGGCUCGGUUCCAGGAGGAAGCAUCACCAAGGGCAUCCCCAGCACGCGGGUACCUUCCGAGAGCCCCAUCACGUACCGCGGCUCCAUCACCCAUGGCACCCCAGCGGACGUCCUGUACAAGGGCACCAUCACCAGGAUCAUCGGCGAGGACAGCCCGAGCCGCCUGGACCGCAGCCGGGAGGACGGCCUGCCCAAGGGCCACGUCAUCUACGAGGGCAAGAAGGGCCACGUGCUGUCCUACGAGGGUGGCAUGUCUGUGUCCCAGUGCUCCAAGGAGGAUGGCAGGAGCAGCUCAGGACCUCCCCAUGAGGCGGCUGCCCCCAAGCGCACCUACGACAUGAUGGAGGGCCGUGUCAGCAGGGCCAUCUCCUCAGCCAGCAUCGAAGGUCUCAUGGGUCGUGCCAUCCCUCCUGAGCGACACAGCCCCCACCACCUCAAAGAGCAGCACCAUAUCCGAGGCUCCAUCACGCAAGGGAUCCCGCGGUCCUAUGUGGAGGCCCAGGAAGACUACCAGCGUCGGGAGGCCAAGCUCCUGAAGCGUGAGGGCACACCGCCGCCGCCGCCCCCGCCCCCACGGGACCUGGCCGAGGCCUACAAGGCCCGGCCCUUGGAGGCCCUGGGCCCCCUGAAGCUGAAGCCGGCCCAUGAGGGCCUAGUGGCGACAGUGAAGGAGGCCGGCCGCUCCAUCCAUGAGAUUCCACGGGAGGAGCUGCGGCGCACGCCCGAGCUGCCCCUGGCCCCGCGGCCGCUCAAGGAGGGGUCCAUCACGCAGGGCACCCCCCUCAAAUACGACACCGGCUCGUCCUCCGCUGGCUCCAAAAAGCAUGACGUGCGCUCCAUCAUCGGCAGCCCUGGCCGGACUUUCCCGCCGGUGCACCCGCUGGACGUGAUGGCGGACACCCGGGCGCUGGAGCGCGCCUGCUACGAAGAGAGCCUGAAGGGCCGGCCGGGCGCCGUCAGCAGCUCGGGGGGCUCUAUCACCCGCGGGGCCCCGGUCAUCGUGCCAGAGCUGGGCAAGCCGCGGCAGAGCCCCCUGACCUACGAGGACCACGCGGCGCCCUUCGCAGGCCACCUGCCCCGCGGCUCUCCUGUGACCACACGGGAGCCCACCCCGCGCCUGCAGGAGGGCAGCCUCUCAUCCAGCAAGACAUCCCAGGAUCGAAAGCUGACGUCAACGCCCCGUGAGAUUGCCAAGUCCCCGCACAGCGCCGUGCCUGAGCACCACCCCCACCCCAUCUCGCCCUACGAGCACCUGCUCCGGGGCGUGAGCGGUGUGGACCUGUACCGCAGCCACAUCCCACUGGCCUUCGACCCCACCUCCAUACCCCGCGGAAUCCCUCUGGAUGCAGCCGCUGCCUACUACCUGCCCCGGCACCUGGCUCCCAGCCCCACCUACCCACACCUGUACCCGCCCUACCUCGUCCGCGGCUACCCGGACACGGCGGCGCUGGAGAACCGGCAGACAAUCAUCAAUGACUACAUCACCUCGCAGCAGAUGCACCACAACGCGGCCGCCGCCGCGGCCCAGCGCGCCGACGCGCUGCGCGGCCUGUCCCCCCGCGAGUCCGCGCUGGCACUCAGCUACGCCGCCGGCCCGCGAGGCAUCAUCGACCUGUCCCAAGUGCCACACCUGCCUGUGCUGGUGCCCCCAACACCAGGCACGCCAGCCACCGCCAUGGACCGCCUCGCCUACCUCCCCACCGCACCCCAGCACUUCAGCAGCCGGCUCAGCAGCUCCCCGCUCUCCCCAGGAGGCCCCACUCACUUGACAAAACCCACGGCCACAUCCUCGUCCGAGAGGGAACGGGAGCGCGACCGGGAGCGGGAGCGGGAGAAGUCCAUCCUCACGUCCACCACCACAGUGGAGCACGCGCCCAUCUGGAGACCUGGAACGGAGCAGAGCAGCGGCAGCGGAGGUGGCGGUGGGGGAGGGGGCGGCAGCAGCAGCCGCCCCGCCUCCCAUUCCCACUCCCACCAGCACUCGCCCAUCUCUCCCCGGACCCAGGACGCCAUCCAGCAGAGGCCCAGUGUGCUGCACAACACGGGCAUGAAGGGCAUCAUCACCUCCGUGGAGCCCAGCACGCCCACGGUCCUGAGGUGGGCCAGGUCCACCUCCACCUCCUCGCCUGUCCGCCCGGCCGCCACAUUCCCUCCCACCACCCACUGCCCGCUGGGCGGCACCCUGGACGGGGUCUACCCCACCCUCAUGGAGCCUGUCUUGCUGCCUAAGGAGGCCUCGCGGGUCGCCCGGCCCGAGCGGCCCCGAGUGGACACCGGCCACACCUUCCUCGCCAAGCCCCCAGCCCGCACAGGGCUGGAGCCCGCCUCCUCCCCCAGCAAGGGCUCCGAGCCCCGGCCCCUGGCACUCCCCGGCUCCAGCCACACGGCCAUCGCCCGCGCCCCAGCGAAGAGCCUCGCACCCCACCACGCCAGCCCGGACCAGCCGGCGCCGCCCGCCUCGGCCGCGGACCUGCACCGGGAAAAGACUCAAAGUAAACCCUUUUCCAUCCAGGAAUUGGAACUCCGUUCUCUGGGUAAGACCACCCUGACAGCGGCCACCUUCAUAGACGCGAUAAUCAUGCGUCAAAUUGCUCACGAUAAAGGGCCGCGAGAAGGAGGUUCGCUGGCCAACGACUCCCCUCGCGAUGGUUACCACGGCGGCAGCUACAGCCCCGACGGGGUAGAGCCCGUCAGCCCUGUGAGCUCACCCAGCCUGACCCACGACAAGGGGCUCCCCAAGCACCUGGAGGAGCUCGACAAGAGCCACCUGGAGGGGGACCUGCGGCACAAGCAGCCAGGUGGGGUCCUGCCCUGCGCCCCCACCCACCACAGCCCCGUGAAGCAGGGACAGCUGUCGCCCCAUGGCACAGGCCCAGGGAAGCUCGGCGGUGAGGCUGCACACCUCCCACACCUGCGGCCGCUGCCCGAGAGCCAGCCCUCGUCCAGCCCACUGCUCCAGACCACUCCCGGGGUCAAAGGUCACCAGCGGGUGGUCACCCUGGCUCAGCAUAUCAGUGAGGUCAUCACGCAGGACUACACGCGGCACCACCCCCAGCAGCUCAGCGCGCCCCUCCCCGCCCCCCUCUACUCCUUCCCCGGAGCCAGCUGCCCCGUCCUGGACCUCCGCCGCCCACCCAGCGACCUCUACCUCCCGCCCCCGGACCAUGGCGCCCCAGCCCGUGGCUCGCCCCACAGUGAAGGGGGCAAGAGGUCUCCAGAGCCAAGCAAGACGUCGGCCCUGGGCAGUGGUGAGGAUGGUAUCGAGCCCGUGUCCCCGCCUGAGGGCAUGGCAGAGCCCGGGCAUCCCCGGAGCGCCAUGUACCCGCUGCUGUACCGGGACGGGGAGCAGGCGGAGCCCAGCAGGAUGGGCUCCAAAUCUCCAGGCAAUACCAGCCAGCCGCCGGCCUUCUUUAGCAAGCUGACCGAGAGCAACUCGGCCAUGGUCAAAUCCAAGAAACAGGAGAUCAACAAGAAGCUGAACACCCACAACCGAAACGAGCCCGAAUACAAUAUCGGCCAGCCCGGGACAGAGAUCUUCAACAUGCCAGCCAUCACCGGAGCAGGCCUUAUGACCUGCAGAAGCCAGGCGGUGCAGGAGCAUGCCAGCACCAACAUGGGGCUGGAGGCCAUUAUUAGAAAGGCGCUCAUGGGUAAAUAUGAUCAGUGGGAGGAGCACCCGCUCAGCGCCAAUGCUUUUAACCCUCUGAAUGCCAGUGCCAGCCUGCCCGCUGCUAUGCCCAUAACCGCUGCUGACGGACGGAGUGAACACGCACUCACCUCGCCAGGUGGCGGCGGGAAGGCCAAAGUCUCUGGCAGACCCAGCAGUCGAAAAGCCAAGUCUCCGGCCCCAGGCCUGGCGUCUGGGGACCGGCCGCCCUCCGUCUCCUCGGUGCACUCGGAGGGUGACUGCAACCGCCGGACUCCGCUCACCAACCGUGUGUGGGAGGACCGGCCCUCCUCCGCAGGUUCCACGCCGUUUCCCUACAACCCGCUGAUCAUGCGGCUGCAGGCAGGGGUCAUGGCCUCCCCACCCCCACCUGGCCUCCCCGCGGGCAGCGGGCCCCUGGCCGGCCCCCACCACGCCUGGGACGAGGAGCCCAAGCCGCUGCUCUGCUCACAGUACGAGACGCUCUCCGACAGCGAGUGACGGUCAGCACGGGGUGGGGGCGGCGCCAGGGCCCAGUGAGCGACCAGAGCAGCCAGGCAAGGAGCCGGGCGGCUGCCGACUCCCCCAACCGAGGAAGGAGCCCCUGAAUCUGCCUGUGCGCCCGUCUGUCCGUCCGUCCAGAGCUGGCAUCCUUGCCUGUCUAAAGCCUUAACUACGACUCCCGCCCCGGCUGGCCCUGUGCAGUGACCUUACUCAGGGGAUGUUUACCUGGUGCUCGGGAGGGGAGGGGUCAGGGAGGGGGCGCGGCAGGUGUGUGGCGGCCACACGCACGCAGCCGGGGCGGCCAGGGACCCAAAGCAGGAUGACCACGCACCUCCCACGCCACUGCCUCCCCCCUUAACGCAUUUGGAACCAAAGUCUAAACUGAGCUAGCAGCCCCCCGCAUCCUCCCUCCGCCCCCAUCCCGCUUAGCACUCUGGACAGACGGACACAGGCCCUGUCCAGCCCCCGGCACUCUCGUCCCGGUCCCCAUGGGCUGCGCCAGUCAACGAGACCGCUGGAAACCAAGUCAGGCCAGACGGGCAGGCGAAAGGGCCAGGUGCGGCCUGGGGCGAGCGGAUGCUCUGAGGAACCGGACUGUUUUUUUCACACAUCGUUGCCACAGCGGUGGGAAGGAAAGGCAGGUGUAAAUGAUGUAUUGGUUUACAGGGUAUAUUUUUGAUACCUUCAAUGAAUUAAUUCAGAUGUUUUACGCAAGGAAGGACUUACCCAGUAUUAUUGCUGCUGUGCUUUCGAUCUCUGCUUACCGUUCAGGAGGCGUGUGCAGGCCGACAGUCAGUGACCCCAUCGUCCGCAGGAGCAGGGGGGCAGGGGCUGCCCGCUCGCAAGCCCCCCUGUGUCCUCCCUCCCUCCCUUCCUUGGGCAGAAUGAAUUUGAUGGGUAUUCUGUGACCGCCAUCUGCGCACGGCGGUGGCGUCCUGUCAUUUACACACGUUGUUCUCAUUAAAAAGCGACUUAUACUCGA